Molecule: messenger RNA, 5813 nt
Organism: Mycena citricolor
Lineage: Eukaryota; Fungi; Basidiomycota; Agaricomycetes; Agaricales; Mycenaceae
Source: the annotation of a GenBank genome assembly
GGAGCAUCCAAGGAUGUCCUUCCGUAGCCCUGGGCUUGUAUCGUUUGCUGGCCUUUCGUGUGCCUCCGCCGCAAGCUUUUGGCACUCGACAACGCCUCCAUUGCUGCUCUCGUUCGCCAUCUGAGCGCGAUGAGAUUCGACAUGCAUCGAGGAGAACUCGCUUGCGUCUGCGUCUUCACGUCCAUCGUGUCUUCCCACAGAAGACCCUCCGACUCCUUGGACACUCCCUUCACCCGGCUCUCCGCUGACGGAGUCCAGUUCCGGCUGUCCUCGGUCGGUGUGCGAAAUCCAGUGCCGAGCUUGCCACGCGGAUCGGCCGAACGCCCGCAGGGACCUGGAUGGAUGGAGGCGCUGCGCUCGCCUGUGCGCAGCUUGCUGCCCGGGAUGGGCUGCGCUAUACCUGUCUGGGCUGUUGCAGUGAGGAGCUGAACGUGCCUGCUCGGGGGCAUGAGGGACAGAGUGCGUUUUCGGCUUCCGGAUGAAUUUGCAGAGAGCGUCAUGCUGGAACACAAAUCAUUUUCGACUUUCUUUGAGUGAGGAUGGACUGCUUUGGUCGUGGAGGGCGUAUAUCGCCCGUUCACAGCGCAUGGCGACUUGUGUUCGACAAGCUUCAGCCUGCGAUGAAACGUCACCACGCACUACGUCUUCUGCCCGACUCAGGGUGGAUGGAUUCGACUUCAAGUGCGCCCAAAUGCCUGCUCGGUUGGGUAAUAACUGUAGCGUGAAACACGCACGAUGUGCUGUACGAAAGAAAGUAGAGGUUCAUUCGAGUGCUGCUAUCGAAUGUCUUCACUGUCCUCAUCCUUGUUCUCAAACAACUUCGGGUCCGACUUUCGUUGUCAUCGGCGGAAAUCCGAUCCUCAUACUUGCAAUUGGACGAAACAGCCGGUCGCGCCACAUCUGACGUUGUCGGACCGCUGCUUUUUGACCAUGCACGUGCAUGCCCCUCAUGGCGGCUGCAAGACUUGCAUGGAGUAUUCAGGAGGGAUUGGUCAAGCCCGAGAACGUGUGGGGCGGAGGAGGACAGUUGCCGGUGCGCCCGACUACGUUCGACUGCAGUUAGCACCGCUGACGCGGACGUUCCAGCAUGAGCGAACGAGCUUGAAUGACCGACUCGGCCGACUCGAUGUCAUCCGGCCGGCCACCGAUGACCCAAAUGGCCCGAAUUUUCUGGAUCAUGACGUCAUUCUUGCAAAUCAUUUCCUAGUUUUUGACUCCCUAGAUCCGUCCAUCAUGCCAUGCCCAGUCAUAAAAGGAGCUAGCGGUCUUCAUUUCUUCCACUUUUCAUCGUCUCAUCUUCAAGGACACCACAUCACCUAUCCGAAACAUGGCCGAUCGCUCGACUUCUCGUGGACGGGAGCCUGUGACUUCUUCCGGGCGCGGUGGACUGGGCAACAUGCGCCCCUCCUCAAUGUCGCUCGAGCGUCCCACCACAGGUCCUGAUGACUUUUCUGACACCCGUGGCCGCGAGCCUCCCGUCUCCAUUUCGGAAAUCCGCUCCACUGGCCGGGGCGGUGCAGGCAACUUCCGCUCUCCCUCGCGCGAACCACGGGAUAACCGAGACGUCCGUGUCCCUGCUGAGCGCGAAAUCAUCAAGGCGCAUGAAGAGCUGGAGCAGAAUGCGCUGUUCUCAACCGGCCGGGGCGGGGCAGGAAACAUGAGCCGGUCGCGUUCGCGAGGACCCGAGGGUCUAGCUUUCCCGCCCCAUUCCGCUGUCCCUGUAUUGCACUCGAGUGGGCGAGGCGGAGCGGGGAACUUUGCGCCGGGACCGGCGCCAGUUUUUGAGAGAGGACGCGCACCGGUGCCCGAAGGAGUGUGCGUUCCCUACUCUGGCGAUCUUGGUCGCGCGGUGGCUUACGCGAUCUUGCAGGCAUUCGACGGGCCGCGGUGGUCUAGCGAAUCUGCCAACUUCUCCCAGCUCCAGUCCCGCUCGGAGGGCGGUUCGUGCACACCAGGAGCCGGGCGAGUAUCAGCGCUCCGGACGUGGCGGUGCGGGCAACACCCGAGAUCGCAGCUCCAGUGCGGGCCGUGAGCGCAGUGCCAGCAAGGAUCGCCUCGCUGGAUUGUGGAGCAAGAUCUCGCAUUCGCAUCCGGAGACGAUACACGAAGACGGCCAGCCUGGGCCUGGAGGUCUGCUCGGCGGUAUCGGCUACGGCGCAGCCGGUGGAGCGCGCCCUCCGCUGUAACUUCUCGUGGUGCUUGCGGAGCCUGUGAACGACCAUCACAUCCAUAUGACAAAAGUACAUAUGCUCACAUAUCAUACUACAAAAGUACCCUAUAUCUUCGACGUAAACAACCUACCGUUUGCGUAGUCAGUAGCCUAGAGUAGGAUGUAACAUCCCUCGCUCCAGUCAACAUCGCAGGCCUUGAAGAGAAAUGAUAGGGACUGACACUAAGGCACCGAUCGGCAGUCAGACCCAUGUGACUCAGCACGAUUACCUCCUGUCAAUUUUCUCCCCCGCGCCCACUCUCCGUUGCCCGACCUUGGCGUCUUUCUGGUAUUAUCUGGAGCUUCAGAAACCCUCAUUAAGUCGACCUCAACGUCUAAAUUGUCAAUCGUGGAGGCACCACCUUCAAAAUCGAUGCCAGCUCAUCAAACUCGCUUUCGCGCCUACGCCCAUCCACGCACUAUCCGCAAGCCGGAGCGUCAGAGGAGAGCGCGUUUACGACUCUACUGGGAUCUGAAAAACUGCAUAAUAGCAUUUUCUGGCCGACCUCUUUCGCCCACUCUUCAUUCGAGUUCGUGGGGGUCAUCUACUUCCCGAUGCUUAUCAGUCCUUGGAACCUCCAGCGUCAAACUCUAGCGCGUCUCUUGAGCCUCAUAGGCUACAAAGACACUCUGAAUAAAUGCUGAAUUUGCUUGGUUUCGCAACCUAGAUGACGGGAUCUGACCACAUCUCAGCUUUGGAGUGUACUGGAAUACGUGGCCCAUGCACUUCCGGAGGACCGAUCGUUCUUGGAAUUCUCACUCUCAAGCUCUUAGGCGUCCUUGGAGUCAUACACGCUAUCGGUCUCCCUCAAACACCCUCUGAGUGACGAUCUUUCCGACUUUCCUUGUUAGGCCCGACUUUGUCUUAUCUCUCGCGCAAACUGCAUGCCUGCCCCGAAGCUGCUUGACAUGAAGAUUCUACUUGGCUGUGAUCGGUGGUGCUACUCUCGAUAGUAACUGACAUCGUCGCUCCUUGUCCUGCCAAGGUACACAAAAGGCAAAAGACGGAUGGUCAAAGCGCACGGGCCACUCGAGGGUCCGCUCAAUCGAUCGCGAUGGCCGGCCACCGCUCAUUGGUCGUCCAUAUUGGAUUGCCGUUGAUGCGUAGUCCGAGGGAUCCUCGGGGCUAGGGGGAACGUCAAUUUCGCAAAGCCCGUGCGCUUGGAUGAGGACGGGGCCGGCUACUGUCAAAAUCUGGCCAGAAAUGUGCACCGAUCGUGCAGGGAACAUUCAUAAGUGUGAUGCUCCCCGCUUCAGUGAAAGAAAGAGCGGACCCGUGGUCAAAGUCCAGCGUUGUCGACCCUCUGCUUUGACGAAUCGACCUCGACCGCCGUCAAGAUCCGGACGCUUGCAGUGACUCUCCAACGCCCGGAACAUUCAUAACUAGGAAUGUCACGCUCUCUGAAAGAACGACCGCUGCCCUAGCAAUGCACGACCGCUGGGCUUUCUGUGCUUUGACGCGGUCUGUAAUCCUUCAAAUGCCGAACGGGCCUGAAGCCUUAUUCCCCCUACUGCAGCCCAGCACAGCAAGCCUCCUCCGUGACAUAUCACGCUUUUCCAUUGACAUUCCGGGCGGAGUUCGGCGACGCAAUCAGUCCUGCAGCUGUUUGCGCCUAUUUGAGCGACCACUCUCAACCCCAGAUUGCUUCACUGCUCACCCUCACGAUCUUCUCUACCACUUCUGUCCUCUCAUCGUCACAGCCUACGCCAUGCAGCCCAUUCCACAAUACAACACCCCGGCGUCGAGCGGCUGGCCCGCCGAAUCCUACCCUGUCCUGCCAAAUGCUGGCGGACAGUACCAGGACGGGAUGCACCUUGCAUCAUUCAAUCCCUACCCUUCUUACGACAAUGGCGCGCUCGACCAGCAGCAGAACAUCGGAAACGAUGGGACCCAGCCAUCGGCCUUCCCCUACACCCCUUCGGUCCCCGGCAGCUUCAGCGAGGCCUGCCAGGGGCCCAUGCCCUCUCACGACGAGCAUCAACCGUCGGACGAGAACACCUGGAACUUUCCCCAGCUCAACGGGCUCGCAGGUUAUCCUCUGGAUAACGCGUCCCUGGUGGGUGCUCCGCGAGACUACCAUGGCACCGGGCCCUCGACCUCCCUGAUCGCUGAUGCCUCUGCGUUCCCUAUCGACUUCCAGCCUCCAGCGCUUCCUGCAACCCAUCAGACUGCCUACCCGACCGAGGUACCGGGAUCAUUCAACCCCUUCGACUCGGAUCAAGUCCACGCUCAAGGAAUCGAAGGAUCCCUGCACCUGGGUGCUAGCUCGUUUGCCCAACUUCCCGCUGCCGACACAUCUAACACAGCCACCAUCGGGCCGAACGAGGCCUACUCGUUGACGUAUCUUCUCGGCGACACGGGCACGACGCUGGAUGAUAAUAGCAUCUGGCCCGCGUCCAACAUUCAACUGACAGGAGCAUCAAUCAGCUCCCACCACAUUCCUUCCACCACCGCCUCCAGCUCGCGGAUUCAAACCUCCGCUCCCGUUCCUUACUACCAUAUGGCUGCUCCGCGGGCCGACCGUCACAUGCAGUCCCCGUACUCAUUGAGUCCUCCCAGGACCCCGAUGGCUGGGAUGCCCAACAUGUCGCAUGCCAGACGCCUUGCUGUUCCCGGCCCUACUCCUCACAUCCUUUCGGCCUCGGCCCCCCACACUCCUUUCUUGUCUGGCUUGCCACUCGCCUCUACGAGCGCGUCAUUCCCGGCUGGCGAUCUGGGCAACUAUCCCUUCGCCAAUCAAUACCCUCAGGCAAACCCCCUUCAGCAAUCGACCACUGGAGCUCUUGCCAAUGCGCCUCCGCCGUCUGCUGCCGAUACCUGGUUCUCGCCACCGCUGGAGCCGGUCAUCGGGCCCCGACGGACGCGUGCCGGGGUUGCAAAGGCCCUGCUUCGAUCACAGAAGGCGAGCAGCAGCAGGAAGAGCAAGAUGAACGCGGCCAUGGCUGCCCAGACUGCGAUCGCGGCCGAGGCUGUCGAAGGUCAGGUCCAGCAGCCUGUCGAGAUGGUCCACUGCACGAUGCACAUGGGAAGGGGAAAAGCGAUCUGCAAUCAGACUGUGGAGGUCCCGAAGCUACCGAACCACAUCCGCGAACACCUGCUCGCGCACGUCGGCCCCGUUGCGAUCCUGCACGACGCGAACCCGGAGCGGCUGCACUGCUCGAAGAAUCUGAUCAAGAGGGCGGACCUGGGCCUCACGUGUUUCUGGCCUGACUGCAAACACGAGUUCACGACUGUGCACCUGAACGACUACACCCGCCAUGUCGCGGACGUGCACUUUACGCUGCAGAAGAGCUGCAAGGCCUGCGGACAUUAUUUCACGCGGUCGACGCUCGCGCACCAUAGACGCCAGGGGGUCUGCUCGGCUCUGCAGCUGAGAAACCAGGAGGCCGGCCGACCGCGCGACGAGGCGGAUGUUUGAAUUUACCGUUUAUGACCUCUCAAGACUUAUGCAUUAUGACUUACUGACCUAUCUGCGAUACACCCCUAUUCCAUACCAUCCCGCGCGACACCUCAUAUCUACUCAUCCGGUGCCUGUAUCCGUAGCCCCUCUCAUUCCAUGUCUACAAUAAAUGUUUGUAUAGUUAAUCCUGUGUGUGAACUCUA